AUGCAGACCCCACAAGGGUAUUCAUCUGUUACUGCUGGUCAUUACAUUGGUUCUGGUGCACCUUCAUCAAUGUAUAUUGGUGUACAACCUUAUGGCUCCUCUCUCUCUCUCUCUAUGCCACCUCCUUAUGAUGUUCAUGUUCCAUCUGCUUAUCAUUAUAGUUAUGGAAUUCACCUUUCUGGAGGCAGCAACCCCUAUAGACCCCUCCCACCCCUACUCUGGUGGCUCAAUCAUAGGGUCUACGACCUGGGUUUUAUCCAGAAGCGAAAGCAAAGAAAGGUGUUGAAAACAUUUUAUGGAAAAAGCGAUAAUGAUUGGGUAUGCCCUAAUUGUGGAAAUGUGAAUUUCUCAUUUAGGACAAUUUGUAACAUGAGAAAAUGCAAUACACCUAAGCGAGGAUCUCAGGCUUCAAAGUCAGGAAAGAACUCCAAAGGAGAUAUGCCUGAUGGGAGCUGGAAGUGUGAUCAAUGUAACAACAUAAACUAUCCAUUCAGAACAAAAUGCAGUAGACAAAACUAUGGUGCUGAAAAACCAUCAGAAUCUGGGAAAUCCCCUUUAGAAGAAGCAGAAGAAAACGAUCAGUUGUUAAUCGGGCUCUUCAAUUUGGAUCCAACCCGAGUGUUUGACAUUGUAUUGGAGUGUUUCAAACUUCAUCCGGAUAACAAUGUCUUCUUGAACCUGAUCCCUGUUUUCCCCAAGCUUGCUAGGACAUGCUAUAACUUUUAUCAGUCCACACCAACAAAGUUGGCUGGAGAAAACUACCUCCAUUCAGGGCAGCUAAUGUUCAAGUCAUUAUUUGUCAUCUACACUCGAUGGACAACAACAAUUUUUUUUGACAUGGAGGAUUUGUCUUUUACAUGA
Lactuca saligna is the source of this 861-nucleotide messenger RNA. The record is from the annotation of a GenBank genome assembly. Lineage: Eukaryota; Viridiplantae; Streptophyta; Magnoliopsida; Asterales; Asteraceae.